AUGGUAUACCGCGUAAUGAUCUUCGCACCACGCAAGGCCACCAUCACACACGAGGAAUUCAAGACCCGCUACGAGCAGCACAUGCGCAUGGUAGUAACGGAUAUCUGCGGCGAUGCAGCACCGCUCUCGCACACGCGGUCAUAUCUGCAGCAUGACGCAAGAUCCAAUCCGAUGCUGCUGGCGGGAAGUGUUGACGAGACAUACGAUGCCGUUGUGACCAUGUCAUUCGAGGAUGAGGCUGCGUGGGGCAGGUUCUGUCGUUCGUUGGAUACGCCGGAGGCUAAGACGAUGAUUGAGGCUGACGAGGCGGGGUUUUGGGAUCGGGAGAGGAUGAAGGUUAUGGUUGCUGAGGAUGUAAGGGAGUUGGAGUAG
Penicillium egyptiacum is the source of this 372-nucleotide messenger RNA. Lineage: Eukaryota; Fungi; Ascomycota; Eurotiomycetes; Eurotiales; Aspergillaceae. The record is from the annotation of a GenBank genome assembly.